AUGCGCUUCGCCGUGCCAAAGAACAAGUUAUGCAUUGGGGUCGAUGAUGGUAGAACGAACAGCCAUUAUGGUGUAGCUCACAUGCCACCUCGUCCCUCUUCCGCGCUCAAGUCCACAUCGAUCCGUCAUCGUCUCAGCACAGGCUCGAUUGCCGCCCUCGAACGUCUCAGUUCUCGGCAUCAAAUCCACAGUAGUCAAUACUGGGGGUACCUGGAAAAACGUGAAAUUGACGAACGCAUUUUUAAUGAAAGAGUUGCAACCUAUCAAACAGAGGUUGGAGUAAGCAAGUGCUUGGCAUUAGCGAUCGAAAAGCGAGCAAAGGAGUUGGAGUUGGCGUUUCCCAAGCGUGCUCAUGAUGCAGUAGAAGCAUACAGUGACGAUGAAAAUAGUGAUGCAGGUAGCAUGUCAAGUGGCGAAUAUCGCUCCCGCCGCCCAAAAAAACAACAGGGGAACAAAAAGAAAGGCGUGAAGCCCGUCACAAGAACCAUAGCACUUACUGACUCUGAUGCAAACGGCCGCUAUGAGAUGAAAAAUCCUGUAUUCAACUGA
This is a messenger RNA of Zychaea mexicana, 549 nucleotides long. RefSeq lists its product as uncharacterized. The coding region runs from base 1 to 549 and encodes 182 amino acids. The record is from RefSeq and is a predicted model, not a curated record. The transcript has 3 exons. NCBI's taxonomy places the organism in Eukaryota, Fungi, Mucoromycota, Mucoromycetes, Mucorales, Lichtheimiaceae.